GCGUGUAAAUUAUAUUCAGCUGUUUUGACGUUUCGUCUAGUAAACAAACAUUUCUAUAUACGCAAAUUUUGUUAUCAAACUUAUUUAGUAAUGUUCCGAGAAAUCGGAGCAAAAAAUAAAACCGUGAAUAAACCGUCCUUGGAGUGCAUCUCAAAUGUGAUACAGUUCGAAUGUGCAGAGAUCAAAACAGAACCGCUGGACGGACUGGAUCCCGAACCGGAUAUUAUUUUCCCCCAAGUAUGUAAUCGCAAUUCUAACAAUGUGGGCAUCCAAACGGCCAAGCGGAAGGUUACGAGUCGAGGUGUUCAGGUCGAUUUACAACCUGUUCCUAAGGAAGUGUGGAUAAAUUCUCAGGUUGGUACAAUAACGGAUGAACCGCUUGCCCCAGAUGUAACAAAUGGAGCCAUCGAGAAGCAGUGUAGGAUAUGUCUGCGGCGCCUACCGGAAACCAGUUUAUCCUACAUACUGUUCCCACAGAAAACGAAAAUUCUCACUGCCCUUGGGAUCAAAGUGUACCUUGGCGAUGCAUAUCCGUUUAUUUGCCGGAAUUGCACAUCGCUGGUUGAUCUGAUAUAUGAUUUCCGGAACACAUGCAUGAUGGCGCGAAAUAUGUUAGUGCAUGAGCGAAAAUCAAUUACCAACAAUGGCUGGGAUCGAACGGAGAAUUUAGAGCUGAUCGAUAGGUGUAAAGUUUUGAUAGAUUCCCAUAAACGUGAUAUAGAGACAGCUUAUGAAACAACGUCUUUUUUCAAGCAAUCCUUGCCACAGGAAGAGGUUAAAAUAAAACCAGAAGCAAUCGAGCUGGUGAUGGUGGAUCAAAUACCCGUCAGUGAAACAAAAUUGGUCGAUGUAAUCGACUCACAGCCGGAAAAUGAUUCAAGCAAUCAUUCUCCAGUGGCGCAGUUGAUGGCGGACACUAAUUAUAGCAAGUCAGAUUCAGAAAAUAGUUCGGCAGAGAAUGACGAUCAAAACCAAGACGAUUAUGAUUCCUCUUCAAGGGAUGAGGAUUACGCGCCAAGUCCUAUGCCAGUUCCAAAAACGUUCAAGAAGAAACGAAUCCGAAUCGUUACAAAGCCAUAUAAAAGACGACAGCGAAAAGAGAAGGACUCGAGUGGGGAUGACCAACUAGCCCUGCAGGAUGCGGAAGGUAGGUUGAAAAAGAAACGAAAGAAUGCAGCCGAUCCAAAUCGGAAGCGGGGUGCUCUUUGUGAUUUCUGCGGAGAAUGGGUCGAAUAUCACACAGUCGAAAGCCAUAAAAAUCAGCAUCUAGGUGUUAAACCUUACGCAUGCCAAACGGAGGGAUGUAAAUUAUCCUUUUCUUGUCGGAAUUUAUUAAUAAAACACAUCAAACGUCAACACGGAGCAGACGGGCCGGAAUAUCAUGAUUGUGAGGUUUGCGGCCAACGAAUCAAGGGUCCGAAGGCGGCUCUCAAGAAGCACCAGAAAACGCACACAGAAGAGAAGAAUUUUAUUUGUGCUGUUUGUGGGAAAGGUUUCACCACCCAGGGCUAUUUGCGGCAGCACUCGAUAAUUCAUACCGACUUGAUGCCAUUUGAGUGUAGCGUGUGUCACCGGAAGUUCAACAACAAAUACAACAUGUUAACACAUGAGAAGAAGCAUUUUCUACGAGGUGAACCAUCGUCUGCCAACAAUGCUUCUAUCGUUGAGGAUGUAUCAACCGUGUUGCCACCAUUUGGUGUGUAUCCCACUAACCAACCACCGCUGUCUCUGCAGCAGGAACAGCACCAAUCGAUUCAUCUCAGUGCACAACAGCCAUUGCUUCAUCCCCAGUGAAAAUGUUCUAGGAUUGUGAAUGUGUACAUAUAGAUUAACGAACUAAUCAACGGUUUUGAUACAAUUAGAAAAUUUGAGAAAUUACCAUGUCAUCGAAGGAGAGAAAAAUAGCGUGACUAAAUUCAUGUCACGUUUUUCACCACACGCACUAGAGAGAGAAAAAAAGCUGUGUGUGGUUUUGUUUCCCCUAGCUAUGUGGACCUGGGCCACUCUGAAUUGGUUGACCCUCCAUAACAUACCGUUUGUACGGAAAGAAGACAAUUGUACUCCAGGCGCGGCCAACAGCUCAACAACCCGUACCAUCAGAUGUGCCAUUUAUAUGAAGUAUUAAACGAAUAUCGAAUCUGGAAAUAAUAUUAUAUUAUAAUGAAAACUUUCAUUAAAAAUAUCGA
Toxorhynchites rutilus septentrionalis is the source of this 2186-nucleotide messenger RNA. RefSeq names its product zinc finger protein 28 homolog. Gene Ontology annotation, biological process: regulation of transcription by RNA polymerase II. Gene Ontology annotation, molecular function: DNA-binding transcription activator activity, RNA polymerase II-specific; zinc ion binding; RNA polymerase II cis-regulatory region sequence-specific DNA binding. Lineage: Eukaryota; Metazoa; Arthropoda; Insecta; Diptera; Culicidae. The record is from RefSeq and is a predicted model, not a curated record. The transcript is spliced from 4 exons. Bases 91 to 1794 code for a protein of 567 amino acids. Gene Ontology annotation, cellular component: nucleus.